GCACAUGGAAGAGGUUCAUAAAGUUGUCGUCCCGAGGGAAUUCAAAACAUUCAAGAGUCUGGCCAUGUUUUACCAGUGGCUUACCCUGGAGGAGAAGAAGUACAAUGUCCGAUACAUUCGGGACACCACUCGCAUUGAGAAGAAUGAUGUGAAACUUAUACAAAUGGUGUGCCAAAAGAUUCCAUACUGCAAAGAUUGAUCAGUCAAGAGAAAAAAAGGAAGGUGAGGUGGAGGGAGAAUCUCCAAGCAAACUGAAAAGACGAUGGUUUGUCCGCAUACAAAGAUCCAGCAACUGUCAUGCUCGUAUCCACUUGAAAGUGCAUUACAAUCCAGUCACUCAGGACUACGAUGCUGAGACACAGAUGGUGUACUACCCUCAGCACACUCACAAUGAAGUGGACCAUCCACAAGAUAUCAUGAACAGAAUUAUGGAGAGACACUCUAGAGAUAAAUCCAAUUACCUCUCCAGAAAUGGCAACAGAAAGCGCCUCAAACAGAUAGUGCAGACUUCUACAUCCAGUGAAGCACUAGGCAAAAGUCAGAAACCUCAGCAGUGGGUGAGGGAGAUGAGAGGCAUCAGAGAGAAGAGGAGGCAGAAGGACAGCCAGUGAUGAUACCAGGAUCAUUGAAAUUGGAAGAAGGAGGUACACUUACUGUUGAUCAGUACAUGAAGGAGUUUUGUCAGACACAGUUAGAAGGGGAAGUAGAGGGAUCAACAGGGAUGGCAGUCUCUGCAGCAAGCAGUGCCUCAGGAACAUCAUCCACAUCUAUGCAAGCUGGAAGACAGCAAGGCACUACUACUUCUGUCCUCAUGGAAGGCCAUGACACGAGUCUAGGAACUCCAUCAAUGUUUGUAGAUGGCACAAAUGAGGGAGGGUCAGCAGUGUUGGUGGAGAGUGGUGAGCCAGGAACUUAUGUAGUGCAGGAUGGAAUGAUGAUGAAUGUUUCUCAGGGGGAGUCACCUCAGAAGGAAGAUGGCACAGAGGAAUAUGUCCUGCCAGCUGAUGAAGCAGAAUGGACCAAGCUGUUUGAGGUUUUAAGACUCAGACUCAUGACAGCUGAGCUGAGCAGUCAGGAGAAAGUUGAGGGGGAGGGUCUCCUGACUUAUCAAAAUGUAAUAUCAUAUUUACCAUUGUCAGAACAGGUCACAAUAUUCCAACAACUUUGCUUACUAACUAACACUGCUAUUGAAACUGCAGAUUAGAUUAAACUUCCAUUUUGUUAACUUGGUUGCCAGUAUGUAUUUAUAAAUAGAAACAUAACC
Molecule: messenger RNA, 1264 nt
Organism: Penaeus monodon (black tiger shrimp)
Lineage: Eukaryota; Metazoa; Arthropoda; Malacostraca; Decapoda; Penaeidae
Exons: 2
Coding region: 611-1204 (197 amino acids)
Source: RefSeq, a predicted model, not a curated record